This is a messenger RNA of Chelmon rostratus (copperband butterflyfish), 1266 nucleotides long. Its product is annotated as keratin, type I cytoskeletal 13-like. The record is from RefSeq and is a predicted model, not a curated record. NCBI's taxonomy places the organism in Eukaryota, Metazoa, Chordata, Actinopteri, Chaetodontiformes, Chaetodontidae. The transcript is spliced from 7 exons. Gene Ontology annotation, molecular function: structural molecule activity. The coding region runs from base 16 to 1266 and encodes 416 amino acids.
AGCCGACCCUCAGCAAUGACCUCCUUCUCCAGCCGCAGCAGCUACACCUCCUCCCCCAUGAGGAGCUCCAUCAUGAUGGGCCCCUCCACGUUCUCGUCCUCCCGCCGAGUCAGCAGCAUGGGUGCUGGCAGUGUGUACGGAGGAGCCGGAGGGUCUGGAGUCCGCGUCUCCAAGGCCUCCUUCUCCAGUGCCGGAGCCGCCGACGGCUUCAACCUGGCCGACGCCAUCGACGUCUCUGCCAGCGAGAAGAUCACCAUGCAGAACCUCAACGACCGCCUGGCCACCUACCUGGACAAGGUGCGCAGCCUGGAGAAGGCCAACAGCGACCUGGAGCUCAAGAUCAGACAGUUCCUGGAGAGCAGGGCCCUUCCGGAGGCUCACAACUUCACUGCCUUCAACAUCCGCAUCAAAGACAUACAGGACCAGAUCACCGCCGCUGCUCGUGGAAACGGCGCCCUCUUCCUCGCCAUUGACAACGCAAAGCUGGCCACCGAUGACUUCAAACUCAAGUUUGAGAAUGAGCAGGCCAUGCGUCAGUCGGUGGAGGCCGACAUCGCCGGGCUGAAGGGGGUCAUGGACCAGCUGACACUGAACCGGGCCGACCUGGAGAUCCAGUUGGAGGGUCUGAAGGAGGAGCUGAUCCUGCUCAAGAGGAACCAUGAGGAGGACCUGCUGGCUCUGAGGGCCCGGGUGGGAGGUCAGGUGAACGUGGAGGUGGACGCUGCUCCUCAGCAGGACCUGUCCGCCAUCCUGGCUGGAGUCAGAGAACACUACGAGACUGUGGCCACAAAGAACCGCAGAGACCUGGAGGCGUGGUUCCAGGCUAAGACGGCCGAGCUGAACAAAGACGUCGCUGUGAGCACUGAGACCCUGCAGACGUCUCGCUCUGAGAUCAGUGAGAUCAGACGAACUCUUCAGACUCUGGAGAUCAAACUGCAGGCUCAGCUCAGCAAGAAAGGAGCUCUGGAGAUGACUCUGGCUGAGACCAGCAGCCGCUAUGCCAACAUGCUGGCAGGUUACCAGAGCCAGGUGGUGGCUCUGGAGGAUCAGCUGGCCCAGCUGAGGAGCAACCUGGAGGCCCAGAGGGUCCAGUUCGCCGAAUUGCUGGACAUCAAGACCAGACUGGAGCUGGAGAUCGCCGAGUACAGGAAGCUGCUGGACGGAGACGCAGAUAGAUCCAUCACCACCACCAAGACCACCCGGGUGGUGACCAUCACGCAGGAGGUGGACGCCUUGGGAAACGUGGUGACCCGUAAGGACAAUUAG